Messenger RNA from Emiliania huxleyi CCMP1516, 1554 nucleotides. RefSeq lists its product as hypothetical. Gene Ontology annotation, molecular function: chloride channel activity. Bases 55 to 1395 code for a protein of 446 amino acids. The transcript has 12 exons. The record is from RefSeq and is a predicted model, not a curated record. NCBI's taxonomy places the organism in Eukaryota, Haptophyta, Isochrysidales, Noelaerhabdaceae.
UUUUGGUGGCCACCACACCGACGGCACUCUUGGUUUGGUUGGUGCGGCCGGCCGAUGCUCGUUCGACGCCCGCCUCCUCGCGCCCUGACGGCGUCUCUGCUCCGGCGGGCACAGCGCGGCUACACCGCCGCCGACGUCGAGGUGGCAAGAAAGGCCAUCGCAGCACGCCGGCCCCAGCCAGAAGCAACCGACAGCACUCGAGUGCUCUACUCGCCGCGCGUGCGGCGGACCUUUGCCGAUAUAGUCACCGGCCGCUGGCGCGGCCACCCAAUCGACCUCAACCACUCGCACGAGGACUGGGCGCGCCGCGAGUCGUCCGACCGCCACAUCCGGCACGUCCUCACCACGUUCCGAUCAGCCACAUUCCGGCGGCUCCUGUAUCCUGACCUGGCUGUGACGACCUCCAUCUCGGCCUCGGUCGUGCUGCACAAUCUGCUUGUGGCGUGGGAGCACGAGCACACCAUGACGGUGGAGUCGAUCGAGCGGCAUGGCUUCGACCUGCUGCUGCACCACGAGAUGAUCACGCUGCCGGUGGAGCCGUUCACCAUGCUCUCCGUCGCGCUCGGCCUGGUCCUCUCGGUCCGCACCAACCGCGCCUACGAGCGCUUCAUCGAGGCGCGCGUGCUGCUCGGCUCGAUGACCAACGUCUGCCGCGACCUCGCCUCUCGCUUCAUGGCGCGCGAGGGCGGCGACGCGGAGGCGGAGCAGGCGCGGCGGCACGCUGUCUGCCUGGUCGCUGCGUUCGCGCACACGAUGAAGUUCCACCUGACCGUCGACGGCCUCGCCUUCAACGACACGUGGCAGCGGUCCGGCUCGAGCGAGACGCUGUCCAAGGAGGCGCUGGCGUCCGAGUACCGAGCGGCUCUUGAGCAGGAGAUCCUCGUGAUCCACGAGCUCGGCAAGCUCUCGCGCUCCUCCGCCCUCGGCCUGGAGCCGGUCGCCGCCGCGCAGAUCGACGACCGGCUGAUGAGGCUCUCGGACAUCCUCGGCGGCUGCGAGCGGCUGAUGCGGACCCCAAUGUACAGCGGCUCCACCACGCACACCUCGCGCUUCCUGUACGUGUGGUGCGCCUCGCUCCCGCUCGUCAUGUACCCCGUCGUCGGGCCGUGGGGCACCGUGCCGGUGUGCGCGAUGAUGACGACGUCGGCGUCCGGACGGAGAUGCCGUUCGACCUGCUGCCGCUGUGGCUGUACGUCGACGCGAUCGAGGCGAGUUGUGACCAGAUACGCAACCACCGCAAGAGCUUCCUCGCGUGAGCUGCGCAGCUGGCCCUUAGUAAUGCAUGUACAGUCGGGUGCCGCAGCAUGGAGACCCCACAAGCGUACUUGUCGGCAGCCUCGUGAAGGCUCUCGGGGUGUACCAUACAGAGAGAGAACAGUGAUCUCAGUGGAAUAGUGCCUGUCUGUGGCGCACGUACGGUGGAGUCGGACCGGCGCGGUCUUGUGUGCUCUACUAACAGUACUAACCGUACACUAAUCACUAUAAGAGAGAGCAUACGAGAUACGUGUGAGGUGUGUGCGCUUUGGUAGCCCGGCUUUCAACUUUCAAGUUUCA